GAUGGAUCAUGUGAUCAGAACGUUGAUGAGGAAAUAGAAUGCUCUGUAUUGGAAUUAACAGCAGUCGCCAGUGAAAGGCAGGGAUGACAUAACAGGCAGGACUGAACAUGGCCAGAACGUGUUAGAAAGGGCAGGGGAUGAUGUCAUAGCACUGAGAGACAGAGAGAGGGACUGAUUGCCAUAUAAACCUAAAACAGGUGUGACAAGGGCAGGCAAGCUAACACUAAUCCCCACUCACCGGCUGCCCAGUGAAAUCACACAAGUAAUUGGAUUUAUUUGUAUUUUAGAACCACCCUGGAAAGCAGAGAGGAAGUGAGAGAACGCAGGGGGAGGAGGAAAAAAGGGCUGCAAAAGCAAAACACCACAACUACUACCGACAAGCAGAGCAGCAGUAACAGGAGGCUGGGAAUGGGGUGUCUCACCUGCACCUAUGCUCUCUCCAUCCUAACAGCACUGAGCCUCAUCCUCCUGGGGACCUGCACCAGCGGCCAACACACAGACAGUAAGUGGAUCAUGCACAGUAAUUAGAAUUGUAUUAUUUGUGUGUUGAUUCAGUAAACUGUAUUUGGCUCUCUGCACUUUCUCCUUUCACUUUGAAAGGUAGAACAUACAAUGUAUCUAUUAAUGUCUUCACUUCCAGAGCAGUGUUCUAUCUUUUUAUUUCCCUCAUAUAUUGGUAAUGCCAUCUUUUUAGACCGAUGUGAUGCACGUUAACCCUUUAAUCCCUUAAGGACACAUGACAUGUCAUGAUUCCCUUUUAUUCCAAAAGUUUGGUCCUUAAAGGACCACUAUAGUGCCAGGAAAACAUACUCUUUUUCCUGGCACUAUAGUGCCCUGAGGGUGCCCCCACCCUCAGGGACCCCCUCCCGCCCGGCUCUGAAAGGGGGAAAGGGGUAAAAACUUACCUUUUUCCAGCGCUGAGCAGGGAGCUCUCCGCCUCCGAUCCGCCCUGUCGGCUGAAUGCACACGCGCGGCAAGAGCUGCGCGCGCAUUCAGCCAAUCCCAUAGGAAAGCAUUAUCAAUGCUUUCCUAUGGACGCUGGCGUGCUCUCACUGUGAAAAAUCACAGUGAGAAGCACGCAAGCGCCUCUAGUGGCUGUCAAUAAGACAGCCGCUAGAGGCUUUGGGGGAAGGCUUAACCCAUUGAUAAACAUAGCAGUUUCUCUGAAACUGCUAUGUUUAUAUAAAAAAAUAAUUUAAAAAAUGGGUUAGCCCUAGCUGGACCUGGCACCCAGACCACUUCAUUAAGCUGAAGUGGUCUGGGUGCCUAGAGUGGUCCUUUAAGGGGUUAAACACCACAGGUGUGUUUAUUGCUCUUAUAUCAGUAUUCUGGUUAAUUUAAAUAAGUGAGGUGAGCAGAUUAUUUGUCUUGCCUUAUAUAAGUGUUUUUGUGAUGUUUUCUGUCAAACUGAAGUGCUGUUUGACCUGAGUAGUCUUAUCUAGCCCCAUAUAUCCUAAAACUAAUAUUACAUCAACUGACUGGAUGUGGUAAAAUUCAUGUGAGGUUUUUUUUGAAGAAUCCAUUUUAUUUCUCUCCUCCUGUUUCAUUACCUCUUAAGUGGUCAAACCACAAACCCCUCUUAUAACUUUUGAAUGUCUUUUAGACUAUUCUAACUUCCUCAUUCGUUCUAUAAAAGUGUAAGGGGAGAGAGAGAGAGAGAGAGAGAGAGAGAGAGAGAGAGAGAUAUCUCUCUCUAUACAUUUUUUAAAAAAAAAUAUUUUUUUUUUUUUGUGCUCCUGUAAGUAUAGAGAGAAAAUAAGCACUUUAACUCCAAGUGAUGGAGCAGUGAAUAGAGGAGGCACAUACUGCAAAUAGUCACAGAACAUGAUAGUCUCAGCCCAAGAGAGUGCACAGUUACAAUGAUAAAGCAGAGGUAUGAUUAAUUACACUGAUACCCUACUGUAGUAUGGAAGGACUGCAGGCAGUGUCAAACCAAAUUCGUAAAUGGUCUCCACAUAUUUAUAAUGUACUUUGAUAAGAGGAAGUGAAUGAAUGGUAUUGGUGCCAAAAAUGUAAAUAUUUAGCUUCUCUAUUUCUUUUUUCCUGUGUGUUUGUCUUCAUCUUCUGUUUCUCUGGGAAAUGAUCACAUGAUAGAACCAUCAAACAUUUCUCAAUAAGCACUUAACCUAUGUACUAUUUUAAAGGGACACUCCAAACCCCUGAAGUGCUUUGUGUGAAGUGUGACUUCCUUUAUUAUUUUUAAAGAGAGUGCAGAUUUCAAUAGACAUUGCCACUUUCAUAAAUUAACCUUGUUAAACGCCACUGGCUGUCAAUAAGACAACAGGUUCUAUUACUUCCUGGUUUGGUUAGCACAGUGGAGCUAGACUUAAGAGGCAGCAAUUGCACUGAGCACCUGCUUUUGCAAAGACUUUUCAUUGAGUUUAAUUGUGAAGUCGGCGAUUGGACAGUCACAGAAAGUCUAGGAUGGGGAAGAAGGGGACAGCUUACAAAAGCUACAGAUUGUCUGCAAUUGCUGCCUGGAGUUUUACUCGUCUGAGUAGCAGGAAUGGUUGUCUUAUUAUAAGCCAGGGGGUGUAACAAGGUUAAUUUAGAAGAGUGACUAUUUAUUUCUGUGAUUCUGCGAUUUUUAUAAAAUAAAUGAGGGCUGAGGGGGCACAACCUUUGCCCGAAUAAAGCACUUGGGCAUGCUGAAGUCCUCUAGGGAUCUUGAGUGUCACUUUAAAACACUUGGUUUUUAGGACUACAUUGUUAAUGCAUCACAUUGACAAACAAAAAGCCCUGUGCUAUUUUGGGUGCAAAGUUCUAAAUAUUUAAUGUUCUAUUGAUUUUGGCAGUUGUUUUAAAAAGGCACUUGUUUUUGCCUUGCUAACCCUUUCCUUUGUCCUUUUUGGCAGUCAGUCACCCCAUUGCAGCUAAUCUGGUCUGUAUUCACUGGUAGAACAUUCUAUCUAAUGUGAUCAUACUUGAGCGCCAUGUGAUUUUCAUAACUGAUGUGGAUACAAUUUGCUACCUAAUUCAUGUAUAAUUUAUUGUUUAAUAUAAAUUAAGUUUUCUUGUCUUAAUAUCUUCAUUUUCGUUUUCUCCUUGUAUGUGUAAUAGCUGUUUUUAAAAGAGCAAGUCACUUGAAAAUGGACGAGGCCUUCCUGUUGAUUCACAAUGAAUUAAAAUCUGAGAAAUUUGAGGUCUUUUGGCUUUCCGACCAGUGCUUCCAGGUACUAAUAUAAAAUAUAGUUUGUGUAGUGGGGGGAGGAGGAGGUUCCAUUCAUGUUCUUUUCCUUUCUAACAGACAUAUUGUUAAAUGUCUGGUUGUACAAGAACAAGUGGGACUUUUGGGCACACUACAACCCACGCAUCCAUCUUAUUGUAUAUUUUCUUGCUUGUGCCCUAUCUCUUCAUACUACCUGUUUGCAAAUGAUGGUCUGAAGUCAGUAAGUGGGUUUUGUCAUCCGUGGUCAAAUGUAGACCCAAAGGAAACAUAGUUUGGCUUUCUAUUCAGCUUUUCCGUGUCCACUUGAGUUGACUUGGCUAGAUAUUUAAUGGACGUUUUUGGCAUUGAGUGAAUUGGAGGGGGUAUCUAAAUCUUAACCACAAUUUAAUAUCUAAGAAAGUCAUCCAGACCAUUGUAUCGCAAAGUGGUGGUGUGGGUGCAGUGGUCCUUAAGUUUUUAACCCUGCAAUGUAAGUGUUCCGUUGCUUACAUUGCCAGGGUUAAAUACACCUUUAGUAGCUUAGAGGCACUUCUGCUUUAAGAACAGUCAAACUCUCGUCCACCAACAGUCCAGAAUUUCUAUAUUUCCAGUUUUUAUAUUUAUAUAUAUAUAUAUAUAUAUAUAUAUAUAUAUAUAUAUAUAUAUAUAUAUAUAUAUAUAAUGUGUGUGUGUGUAUAUAUAUUUAUUUAUUUUUUUCUUUUUUAAACCAUGGAGAUACUGACGACAAAACCUGGACUGUUAAUGGGUUUUGAGGACUGGUUUGGGAUACAAUGCCUUAACAAAGUUAUAGUCAAUCAGCCCACACAGGUUUGUGUUUCCCUCUUGCACAAAGUAAGUUCAUGUGAAGAGUGGUAUUUUAAAAUUAAAUACAUUUAAAAAAAUCAAUGGGCCUGGAGCUACAGCUCCUUUAGCCACUAUGUUAAUCCAGCCCUGACUGUAAGGGGUCAAACAACAUUCUCUAAAGAUAAGGAGAUCUAUCAGAUGAGUGGCAGAAGCUCCAAUGCUUUCAGCUUCCAUUAGCUGUCCAGAGCCAAGGCCUUCAUUGCAGUGUGUGUGUGUGUGUGUGUUUUUUGUUUUUUGUUUUUUUUCUUUGCGCUAAUCGCCCUCAGGCAAUGAGCUAAGCCCUGCACCAGGAAGGUAAUGCUUUUAGUGGAAGUAGGGAUUUAUUUAAACAUUAUAUAAAUCAACGCUGCUACAGCAACUGAAUAAUAGAACACUAUAACAUAUUACGGAGUUCUAUAACAAAGUUUAACUUAAACAUUCCAGCCACACUAGUGGUUUUUAAUGCCAGGAGUGCACUGACACUCUGUGUAAGUAGCCAAACCAUUUAAGAAUAGUUUGACAACUUUUCUGGACCCUGCCAUGCACUAGCGGACCCUGCUUACAAAUUGCAGGGGAAUCAAUUGAGCUAAGCUGGGAUGUUAAUGGCUGCUCUCAUUGGCUGAGAGCAUUUGCUGGGUGUGGCCCUUUAUUGAGCCGUGCUUAACUUAGGGGAGACAGCCCGCUUCUAUGGUUAAAGAAGCAGUAUGCUGCACAGGGGAGCCAGGCACAUUGUCAAACUGGUAUUAAGUUAAUCUGGGAAGGCUCCGGACCACUCCUGACUCUGUAACCACUACAACAGGCUGUAGUUGUUAUGGUGCAUGGAGUGUUUCUUAAUAUUCAAAGCUGGGUGCAACUUGUAGCUACAGAGCACCUCCCAAUGCUUUAAAAUGUUUCUAUAGUUCUUGAUUUUCUUUUGAGUUGCUAAUUUUUAUUUAAACUCUUCUUUAUUUCCUAUUUGACCAGUGCGUGUAUGUUUAUAACUUGUAAUUCACCUACACUAUGUUGGACGUUCCCAAAAUGAAAUUACCCCUGUUUAAAGUAAGGUGUACGAAUUUCUGGUAUUUUAACGACUCCAAUUAUUAGACCCUCCCAAAGACACAUGAUUACAGGAUUAAUGUAACACAAAAUUUCACACGUUUACAUACUACAAAUAUGUCUUUUUUUUUUUUUCUCAUACAUCUGCUUUUCUUGAUACAUAUAUUUCACAACCUUGUGAUCUGUAUUAUUCCAGAAUUCUAUGUGUAUUAAUCUCUAUUUUCCUAACAGUGUGCAUACCAACCUCUAGUUCAUGUAAGGAAAGAAAAUGUGAGUACAGUAGUGGACGCAAGACACCCUCUCACUCUACAGAUCAAUGAGACCUCCACGAACAGAGUGCUUUGUAGGUGGGUAUGAUAACAGAUCUAUUUAUUUUAGUUUUUAUAAAAAAUAAAAAAAAACCUACUUGCAGCUCCCUUCAUUAGGAAGAGCGGUCCAGUAGGAGCAGGAGUUAAUGGGAUGAGAAUUAGGUCCAUAAGGAGUGGUUUCACUCGCCAUGUAGGAUGAGUGGUUAUGUUCUUUAAAUAAGUUGGUUCCCAAAGCAGUCCUCACAAUUGGUUCAUGUUAUUUCAGUAUCUCCUCAGAAUAGAAAUUGAGAAAUAACCACAUAAAUCAUUAAAUGUUGCUGGGCUACGAAGACCACAGGUUUAGGAACAACUGCUCUAAAUUGAUUAGACCUAUACCACCGCAGUUACAGCUCGGUUCACUGUUUAGAGAUUGGCAAAGCCAUGGUCCUUAGCUCCACUGUAUUUUACAUGGGGAGGGAAGAGAGCUUGGUCUGAGUUGUCCACACAGAUUACGCAGUCUUGGAGCAACUGUAAUUCCUUUCAACAAAAACUUCAUAUUUCUAUUGGUGAUGUCUGCUCCCACACUCUAACCUCAAUAUAUAGUACAAAGUUCAAAUGUCACGAUUCAUUUUUUUUUAUUUUAUUUUUUAACAGUAUACACUACACUUUCCGAGAAUUUGGGAAUUAUUCCGUGUGGGUGAAAGCGAGCCCUGCAGACCACAACAACAUAAGCUGUGAUAUCAUUAUUGAUUAUAAUCCUGUCUACAGCUACCUUCGUAAGUUGUGUUUGGGGGGGUUUCUUUGUGUGUGUGUGUGUGGGGAAGGGUGUGUGUGUGUGUGUGUGUGUGUGUGUGUUGUUUUUUUUUUUUUUGAGGAGGAGAAGAGAAAUUCCACUGUGUAUUUUUACUUUCCUCACUCCUCAGGGUAGUAGGGAAUGCUGUAUAAAGGACAAUAAAGUGUUGAGGGCUAUCUAGAAUCUGUGCUAUGAGCUGCUCGGAAAUGAGCCAUAAACGUGAGUGAGCCAUAAUUUUCAAAUGUGUAUCUAAAAAGCACUGCCUUUAAUCCAGAUUUAAAUGCAUCCGGGCAACUGUUGCAAAUUUGCUUAGGUUAUCAAAUUCAGACCAGAUUUGGCUUUAGUAAAAAUGAGCUUUGACAUUGCGCUUGGGAUUUAGCUGUCUUUCACUGGAUUGUGUCCACCUAGACAAAAUCGAACUCUGUAAGAAGAUAUGAUUGCUCAAUGCUUUUAUAUUAGACAGGAGCGUAGAUCUUUAUCGUGUUGGGCUGGAGGCCACUUUGCAGGUCUGAGAGAGGCUGCAUAUUAUUUCUUUGAACCUGACACUAUUCUAGUUCUUGUGGGGGAGGGAAAUAAAAAAAAAAAUAUAUAUAUAUAUAUAUAUAUUUAAUGGUAGCCUAAAGCGGGAGUGGCUUAUCAGAGCAAAACAACUAUCAAAUCUUUGUGCAUUCUUUUCAGUUUCUACAAGGUUUGUUCCUUGUUUUGCUCUGACCCAGAGUAACUCCUGUUUUUUGCAUUUGAUAAACCUUUUUAUUCUUAAAGGUUCCUAAGCAACAAUAUUUGAGAAACGUGUGUGUGUGUGUGUAUGUAAGAUAAGAUCUUCGCUGCUGGGGUUCGAUUACAGAUUAAUAUCCCAAUUUGGUUAAAACCAGAGCUUCCAGCCCCUGCUGUGAGAAAUGUGGUUUGUAAGUAACUUGUAUGCGUUUUUUCAUAUUAUGCAAGAUGGUUAGCUUUGCUAUAAAUUUUAUCUUACUUUCCCAUAAUGAACAUAUUAAAGGCAUUUAUUUAUUUUUUACCUUUUUUUUUUUUUUUCAUUUAGCAAUCAUCGUAGCUUUUCUUGUAUACCUGGGCAUCUUCUGCGUUUUUUAUCUGGUAUCUUGCAUUUUCAGGUAAGGAAGCCCUGUUAUCCCAAAUUGUUUAAGAAUAAUAGCAGAAACAUUUAUUUGUAGAGCAAGCAUAAUCUUCUAGCUCUGGUAGGCUUUCAAAUCUCUAAGUACUAAAAUUGGCUCUGAACAUCAUGUGCAAAUGCAUAUUUUCAUAAAAGCCAAUGUAAUUUGGUUACGUGAGCAGCUCCCACCCCCCACCCCUGCCUGUCUUAAAUACAUUGUGUUUUGUCACUGUGUGUGUAUAGUACAAAAAGGUGACAAAAUUAUCAGUGUUGUAACUAAUGUGACUUUAACACCGCAAAGUAGGUUACAAAAUAUCUGUGUAAAACCAUUGUUAGCAGUCCAGUGAUGAAGGAAAUGCCAUUUAGGUGCAUUGUGGAGAACUGUUCGACACAUUGUAUUCUCCUAUACAUAAACCUCUUGAUACCUGGCUCGUAUCCCCUCCUUCCACUCAGGAGAGGGGAUUGGAGUGUUUUACACAUGACCCAUCUUAGAGAAGGCACAUUAAAACAAACAUUUUAAAGCAGUGCUCAACAAAUUCCAUGGUGCCAGGAAGUCAAGGGACUAGAAAUUUUGCCCUGGGAUCUGUCUGCCCUUUACCAGCUGGGCAAACAAUGGGGCUGCCCACCCUGGAGAGCAUGGUGGCGGUCGGCUCAUGGAGCGUUAUAGCCGGCCGCUCUGGGGAGCAUGGAGGCGGCAGGCUCGGACAGCGCGCGAGGGAGCAGUCUACCUGCAGCUUCUCUGCUCAAUAUAGUGAUGCCGUAAUAUGGCAUCAUUCCAGCACCGGUUCUACUACAGAGAGAAAUUAGAAUGGGAGACGGUGUGCGCACGCGGGUGUCUGUCUCUGUGUGCCUGUCUAGGUACCUGCCCCCCUCCGAUCAUGAGAAGUGUGGUGUGUGUUUUUUUUUUUUUUUUACUCCCCUUUUUUCCAAUGCUGUGCCUGUCUCGCCACAGCUUGUCCUCCCUCCAUAGUUUAGAUCAUCAAUCUUUAUGAUCUCAGCUAAGCCAGUGCUUUUCUAUAGGAAAGAAUUGGGAGGAUAUUGUGCAUGUUAUCUAUGGGUAACAUUCAGCGCCUCCAUACUGACACAGGACUCGAUUGGCCGUCUGAGUGACUGUCACUAGAGGGCUUGGUAGGCACCAAUGUAAACACUGCCUUUUUAAAGAAACUGCUGCAUUUAAAUUGAAAAGGGCUAUAGGUACCAUAACUACAUUAAUUUGUAGUAGUUCUAGUGACUAUAGUUCCCCCCCCAAAGAGGCUCCUAACUUUUUUUUUUUUUUUUUCUGGCUUAUUGAUUCCAAGCAAAUUUGUCAAGCCUUGCUUUAAAUUGCUAAACCAUUAACUGUAAAUUAGCAUUUCCUGGUUUCAUCCGCCUCUGGAGCUGACGACUAAAAUAAUACCUUGAAUUACCAUGUCUAUCUGGAAUAAUGGGGUGGGGAGGCCCUAAUUUGUCACCCACCCAACUAUGCAGGUUGGAAGCAGUGGCUUUUCUUCUCCAAGAUCUGCCUGUCUCUGCUGACCGGUGGUAACCUGUGACUCAACAUGUCAGCAAAGUUAUUUCCCACCCCCCCCCCUCCAUGCAAUGACUGUUGGAUUUCAUUGCCAAAACUCCUUUUUUGUUUUAACGUUUGUGUGUGUGUGUGUGUGUGUCUGUGUGUUCCCCAGUGUGAUCAUACAGCUACCUGAUCUACUUUCUUCUCAAAUGGUCAAGGCUGACAGCCUAUUAAUGGCUGAUAUACAGGGAGUGCAGAAUUAUUAGGCAAGUUGUAUUUUUGAGGAUUAAUUUUAUUAUUGAACAACAACCAUGUUCUCAAUGAACCCAAAAAACUCAUUAAUAUCAAAGCUGAAUAUUUUUGGAAGUAGUUUUUAGUUUGUUUUUAGUUAUAGCUAUGUUAGGGGGAUAUCUGUGUGUGCAGGUGACUAUUACUGUGCAUAAUUAUUAGGCAACUUAACAAAAAACAAAUAUAUACCCAUUUCAAUUAUUUAUUAUUACCAGUGAAACCAAUAUAACAUCUCAACAUUCACAAAUAUACAUUUCUGACAUUCAAAAACAAAACAAAAACAAAUCAGUGACCAAUAUAGCCACCUUUCUUUGCAAGGACACUCAAAAGCCUGCCAUCCAUGGAUUCUGUCAGUGUUUUGAUCUGUUCACCAUCAACAUUGCGUGCAGCAGCAACCACAGCCUCCCAGACACUGUUCAGAGAGGUGUACUGUUUUCCCUCCUUGUAAAUCUCACAUUUGAUGAUGGACCACAGGUUCUCAAUGGGGUUCAGAUCAGGUGAACAAGGAGGCCAUGUCAUUAGAUUUUCUUCUUUUAUACCCUUUCUUGCCAGCCACGCUGUGGAGUACUUGGACGCGUGUGAUGGAGCAUUGUCCUGCAUGAAAAUCAUGUUUUUCUUGAAGGAUGCAGACUUCUUCCUGUACCACUGCUUGAAGAAGGUGUCUUCCAGGAACUGGCAGUAGGACUGGGAGUUGAGCUUGACUCCAUCCUCAACCCGAAAAGGCCCCACAAGCUCAUCUUUGAUGAUACCAGCCCAAACCAGUACUCCACCUCCACCUUGCUGGCGUCUGAGUCGGACUGGAGCUCUCUGCCCUUUACCAAUCCAGCCACGGGCCCAUCCAUCUGGCCCAUCAAGACUCACUCUCAUUUCAUCAGUCCAUAAAACCUUAGAAAAAUCAGUCUUGAGAUAUUUCUUGGCCCAGUCUUGACGUUUCAGCUUGUGUGUCUUGUUCAGUGGUGGUCGUCUUUCAGCCUUUCUUACCUUGGUCAUGUCUCUGAGUAUUGCACACCUUGUGCUUUUGGGCACUCCAGUGAUGUUGCAGCUCUGAAAUAUGGCCAAACUGGUGGCAAGUGGCAUCGUGGCAGCUGCACGCUUGACUUUUCUCAGUUCAUGGGCAGUUAUUUUGCGCCUUGGUUUUUCCACACGCUUCUUGCGACCCUGUUGACUAUUUUGAAUGAAACGCUUGAUUGUUCGAUGAUCACGCUUCAGAAGCUUUGCAAUUUUAAGAGUGCUGCAUCCCUCUGCAAGAUAUCUCACUAUUUUUGACUUUUCUGAGCCUGUCAAGUCCUUCUUUUGACCCAUUUUGCCAAAGGAAAGGAAGUUGCCUAAUAAUUAUGCACACCUGAUAAAGGGUGUUGAUGUCAUUAGACCACACCCCUUCUCAUUACAGAGAUGCACAUCACCUAAUAUGCUUAAUUGGUAGUAGGCUUUCGAGCCUAUACAGCUUGGAGUAAGACAACAUGCAUAAAGAGGAUGAUGUGGUCCAAAUACUCAUUUGCCUAAUAAUUCUGCACUCCCUGUAAUUUUUUUAUUUUUUUAUAUGGUCAAACUCUUUGAUACAAAGUAAAUUGUGCUUACAAGCCUUCAAAUAUAUCAAAAACCAAGAAGGUGCUGCACAUGAGUAUAAAAAUAAGUUACUGCCAGUCUCGCUAAUAGAGGUCAGCAAUCAAAAUUCAUAGGCUUCACAGCGUGGUGAUAUUUAGAUUUAUUUGGAUGAAUAUCAUUGCUGAUUUUAAGACCUUCGCAACUUCCGUCAACAUUAAGGCUUGAUGUUGUUUUUUUUUUUAUUCUGUCAUCCAAAUUUCAUUAUUAAUAGCACCAUGCUGUGAAGACUAUAGACUUUGAUUGUAGCUGUCAAAUAUAUAUAUAUUUGUUUUUAUAUUUUUUUUUUUCAGGAAAAAGAUGGAUAUUUGCCACAUGAACUAAAAAAAAAAAAAAAAUUAUAUAUAUAUUAUAAAAAAUAUUUUGUGUGUAAUAUCAAAUGGCUAAAGUGGUGGUGGGGGUUACGGGGGGGGUUAUUUGUUUUGGUUUUCUCUUCACCCAACACUUCUUCUUGGUAAUGAACUUUGUAUAAUGUAUUCUUACAGACUCGACAGUGUCCGGAAUUGGCUAUGCAAAAAAAUGAAUCCAGUUGAAACAGACCGACUCAUUAAUUCUGUGAGUUUAAUUUACUACACAUGUUUAUAUGGCAGAGGAAUGGGUUUUUUUACAGUACAAAUCAUGAAGAUGUGUGUGUGUGUGUGUGUAUGUGAGUGCUCUCGUUUUUUGCUUUUUCUAUAUUGACACAGAGAAGCACCUUGGUAUUUAUAACUUUUCAACAUUUUUGGGCAGAGUGCCAGAGUUUGGAGAUAGAGAUAUAUCUCCAUCCUCCAUCCUCCAUCCUCCAUCAUCUCUCUGCCCAAAAAUGUUGAAAAGUUAUAAAUACCAAGGUGCUUCUCUGUGUCAAUAUAGAAAAAGCAAAAAACGAGAGCACUCACUGGAUUUAACAAAAUUGCUUAUAUUAAAUAGUGAACAUACCAAUCAACGUUUCGACCGUCUCGCGGUCUUUAUCACAUCUUGAUAAAGACCGCGAGAAAGUCGAAACGUUGAUUGGUAUGUUCACUAUUUAAUAUAAGCAAUUUUGUUAAAUCCAGUGAGUGCUCUCAUUUUUUGAUAUAUAUAUAUAUAUAUAUAUAUAUAAUAUUUUUAUAAAAAAAAUUUUUAUUUUUUUUUUUUUUAUAUUCUACUUUUUCAGACCCAUCCACUCUGCCCCAAUUAAUUAUAUAUGUUUGUUUACAUAAUGUGUGAAGGCUUAUUUGCUAUAAUUUUCCUCUACAGCACACUUCCUUUCUUUAACUCUUGUUUUCGGUUAGUGCAGAACCUGCUCUCUGUAUUUUCUGACCCACCCGUCUCUGGCUUGUAGGGCUCUCAUAUUAUGGAACUGCAAGUUCGCUUUGGGGAAGCUGAUUGAAAGACUUCUAUCUCCGAUGUUUGUCUUUAGAUGAAGUUAUAGAAAAGAGUGUUUGUUUGUUUUUGUUUUUUUAAACUUUAUUUUAAUUUUUUUUUUUUUUUUUAUUUAAUUUUUUUAUUCUUGUUUUUACUGUUCUAGGAGUUGGGAUCCCCCAGUAGGGCAGACCUCUACCAAGAAUUCCAUUCAGCAACUUCCAAUAGACUACGUUCGCUCGACACAUUCAGAGGGUAAAAUGCACAUUCCUGCUGGCGAUUUAUUUAUAAUGAAACUUUAAUUUUAUUUUUAAUGAAACAAGGAUGGUGUUGGGGAUGGGAUACUUUAAGAAAAAGGGGUGGGAGGUUUAGAUUAUGGAGCUAUAAUUAAAAUAAAAUGUGACCAGUUUAAAAAAAAAAAAAAAAAUUCUAUUCCAACUUGCAUGUAAUAUAGGAAAGUGCUAGUUAAGUUAUGAGUACUUUUUUUUUUUUUUUUUUUUAACAUGCAUUUUUCACCUUUUUAUUUGUAGGCUUGCUCUUAUAAUCAUGGUGUUUGUUAAUUAUGGUGGAGGAGGCUACUGGUUCUUCAAACAUCAGAGCUGGAAUGGUAAAGUGUGACUUUUACCAUUUUUAUUGUUGAAUUGUAAACUUAUCGUGCCUUGCUAACUAUUGCCACAUUUAAGGGAUACUGUAAGCGCCAUUCAAACUUAUCUUAAUGAAGCCAUUUUGGUGUGUAACUCAUGCCCCUGCAGACUCACUGCUCAAUCUUUUGCUAUUUAGGAAAAAUCACUUUUUGGAGACAAAACUAAAACUGUGAUUCUUCUCAGUUCUCAAGCUCCUCUUGUGCUGUUACAGAGAAGGUAAUUCAAUUUCUAUAUUAGACUGAUUGCACCCAAAAGGGCAGUCCUGAUUCCUUUUCAGCUUUGUUAGGCCUCACCAGUAAGGUAUAGCUGAUACGCCUCACUGGUGAGGUCCAAAGAAGAUCUGAAACAAUAGCCAAGAAUUCCUGUAUCUCUUGUGCAGACGGCUUGCUAUCAUUUCAAAUAUGGGUGGGAUUAGCCUGAAAUGCAAAUGAUACAGGUUCUCUUUGUAGUGUCAGACAGUGGAAACACAUUUGAGACCAAAGUCUCAAAUAACAAGCUUCGGAGUUUCUCUUAACUCUUGCCCGUUCUCAUAUAAAAAAUUUUUUUUUCGUUUCAGUUCAAUGACUCUUGUUCAUGUUGCCAUAAUCACACCUUACCUGGCUGUGACUCACACAGCCUCCAGGAGAGUCUUAUUUUCUUAUUUCGAUAAUGACAGACUGUGUAAAAUUCUGCUAUUUAGUAGUCAAACUGUACAGCGAUUUAAUCUGCUUCUACCUUUUGCAUCGUGUCAUGUCCUAUAAACUGUCCCUUUUUGUGAUGGCUCAUGGGAACAGGAAUAAGGUUAAAUUAAGAACCUAUUGGGCCUCGUGUUGAUCACUAUGAUGGGCCUAACUACAGAAUCUUAUCGACCAAAAACACAUACAAUCAUACCUCCAAGUGUCUUGUAUCUGGUGGAGGCAGGGCCGGACUGGGGAUACGAAGCAGCCCUGGAAAAAAAAAAAUCUAUUCCAGCCCCAUAAGUCAUUGUGCUAUGUAGGGUGUGUAAGGACUAAUAUUUUCUAUUAGAAGAAGGAAUAAAAAAAAAAAAAAAAAAAUGUUUGUCUCUGUCCUCUAUUCUCUGUUCAGGGUAAUUAAAUUAUACAGUAAAGCAUACUCAGACACAGACAAUCUUACUGAUUCACACAAAUAGGCUCAUUGACAGACAACUUCACUGUCACACACACGCUCACUAACACACACGGUCACUACAGAAGAGCUCACUGACACACAUACAAGCUCACUCACUAGCAGGCACACACACAAAUUUACUAGCAGGCGCGCGCACACACACACACACACACACAGGCUCCCUCACGAUCUGAUGCGCGCGCGCGCACACACAGAGAAGCGCUCUCUCACUAGCAGAUGCACGCGCAGGCAGCUGCACGCACACACAGACUCACACACACAGGCCGGCAGUCACUUACACAAACACACCCACAGAGGCCGGCAGAGUCAGUCUCUCACACACACACACACCCACACCCACACCCACAGAGGCCGGCAGUCACUCACACACACACAUGCCGGCAGUCACUUACACACACACACACACACACCCACACCCACAGAGGCCGGCAGUCUCUCUCUCUCACACACACACACACACACACACAGGCGACGGGUCUCUCCACGCACACACUUUUACACCGCACACACACACAGACGGCCCGGCAGUCUCACUCACACAGAGGCCAGCGGUCUCACACACACACACACACAGGCCGGCAGUCUCACGCACACACACACACACGAAGACAGGCCGGCAGUCUCACCACACACGCACGCACACACACACACGAACCCGAGGCCGGCGGUCUCACACGCACACACACACACACAGACGGGCGACGGUCUCACACACACGCACGCACACCCGCGCUGACAGUCUCACACACACACACACGCACACACACACACACGGGCCCGGCGGUCUCACACACACACACACACGCACACACACACACACACAGGCGGGCGAGUGCUCCACACACGCACACACACGCACACACACACACACACACACACAGGAGGCUGGCAGUCACACACACACACACACAGAGAGGCCGGCAGUCACACUCACACAGGCCGACACCCACACACACACACACACACACACAGAGAGGCUGGCAGUCACACACACACACACACAGAGAGGCCGGCAGUCACACUCACACAGGCCGACACCCACACACAGGCAGUCACACUGACCUGCUUCUUACUUCCACAUCCCUUGGAGCUCCUGGAGGCUGGUUGUUGGGGAAGCAGGGAUUCCUUCCUGCUUCCCAUGAAGCAGUUACCAGAGCCGCACGAUAGGUUCCACCCCCGCCAAUUUUAUUUUUUUCAAUUCCGGCCGGCCACGUGUGAGCUGUGCCGGCCGCCUGGUUCCCCCUGCCCCCAUGGGGUCCUGUGCGGCCGCACAGCUCACACGUAAAAAAAAAAAAAGCUCCUGGUAUGUAGUCUGGGACAGAGGAAAAAAUGGGUAUAGUGCAUAUAGAAGAGAAAGGGCAUGCCACAAUAUUGGGUUAAGCUGACUUUGCACAUUGUGCAAAUGCUCUUGCUGCUUCGGUCUAAAUUGCUAGCCAGUCAACAAGUUUUACCCCCUUACAUCCCUAUUAAAGGGACACUAUAAUCACCAGAAUCCUUGGUUUAGUGGUGGUUAUAGUAUGUUCCCGCAGGCUUUUCGAUGUAAACUGUAUCUUUUCAGAGAACAGGCAGUGUAUACACUGCUGCCUACAAACACCUUGUGGCAGUCACACGGCCACUAGAAGUGCUUCUUGGUCUAGUGCAUCACUGGUGUUCACCGUCCCCACGCAGAUAUCCUCUCAAUGAGCCCCUGUGUUAAUCCUGCUAAUUGGGUGCAUAUAGCACAUUGCAUGCAAGGUUUCUGAACAAUUCCCUCAGUCUUGUGGAAUAUGUCUGAUAGUGUGUGUGCGCACAUUAUCUAGUUGAAGGAAAGAAACUAUUGGUGUAAGAAUGGCAGCUUAACUAGAUGUCCAUGAAUCCAUAUAGAAGUGUGUAAGAAGAAUUCUGCACUAACGAUAUCUGCUUAAAGGACCUUUUUUAUUUUGCUUAUUCUUUCUAGGCUUAACGCUUGCAGACCUGGUUUUCCCUUGGUAAGUACUCCAGGCAUCCAAUCUCACUUCCUGAAUAAAGGCCUCAAACCAGGUGUAUAAACUGCUACCUGAUGAGUGUAACCAUUCAAAAUGGGCUUCCAAGUGGUUGGGGUAAAGGGUGGGAGCGUAGAAGAAACGGAGAGUGGCACCAGGCUGACCCCAGGUAUGAAGUCAUACAGUUGCCAAACAGUCUGACUACUUAAAUUUAGAAGGGGAAUAUCCGGGCACUCUUGCCACCAUAACAGUAUGCUGUAGUAGUUAUGGUGCAUGGAAUGUCACUUUUUAAAACUGAUGGUCUCUGACUGGUCAGCAUUAGAAGAACAUGUAGGCUACAAUAUGUAUUUAACCACGGCCUUUAUUAGAAUUCCAAAUGCUUACUGGAUUUUUAUUUUUAAAGCCUACUCUGCUUAUUUUCUCAUUUUCCAACUGCUGCGUUCUGAUACAUGGCUACUGUCCUCUGCAGGUUUGUGUUUAUCAUGGGAACCUCAAUUUACCUGUCUUUGAACUCCAUGCUGCGUAAAGGCAACACCCGGUGGAAACUGUUUGGGAAAGUCGUAUGGAGGAGUAUUCAGCUCUUCCUCAUUGGGUUAUUUGUCAUAAAUGAAAACUACUGCCAUGGUCCUUGUAAGCAACUUUAUGUGUGGUGUGGGGGGUGUGUGUGUUUUUUUUUGUUUUUGUUUUUUUUAAUUAUACUUAAACCACAAAUCUGUGGAUUACUGAAGUAGAUUGUAAUGAGCAUUUUGCAUACAGUGGACUUUUUUUAAAACAGUCCUGGUUUAAAAAUAGAGGCCCUAUUUACUGGAAGAAUCUUUGAUUUGUAAGUAUGAGCAGAUCAUCUGACAUUGAAUGUAAACAAACGUUAAAUGUAUUCUAUUUCCAAUGUAUAAUCUACUAUCUCGAACAACAGAUGGAUGUUUGUAGAGCUAGGCAAAUUGAUUCAUUGUUUAUUUCCUGACUGUAAAAGGCUGGUAGAGCCUUGCUGGUUGAGAUACUAGCUUGAAAAGAAAUGAGUGUCGUCUGUGACUGUCUGCAUGAAGAAUUCAAAGGUUGAGGAAGGUGUCAUAAAAUAAGAAAUGUUGGUUCUGUUUGUUCACGGCAAAAGCCCAUUAGAAACCGAGGGAUCCAGGAGACGGAAAAUUCCUCAAUAUCUGAAAAUCCAAUUCCCUUCAAACUUUUAAAAUAUUGUAUUCAUUUUUAAGUGUCCUGGAGUGACUUGCGCAUAAUGGGCGUCUUGCAGCGUCUCAGCGUGACGUACCUGGUGGUUUCUGUCCUGGAAUUACUCUUUGCUAAGCCGACACCUGACGCUCUUCCUCAGGUUUGACUUUUCAACUUCAGAAGAACUUAUUUACCCUUUUCCAUAUCUACUGUGUUCAUGUGAAAUGGAUGUGUAGACUAAUAAUUAAAUGCUUCCUGACCAGGUAUUCUGGCAAUAUGAGACGUUCUCUCUCUCCAUAAUCAGUAUUCCACAAAAGUUAAUCUAACUUGACUUAUCCAACAAGCUUGGAAACAAGAUCUUGUUUAUAUCGUUUCUCUUUAGAACUGUUUCCCGUUGCAAGACUUGGUUCUGUUCUGGCCUCAGUGGGUUAUAAUUCUUACCCUAGAAGCAGCCUGGCUGUGUUUGACCUACUUGCUACCUGUCCCUGGUUGCCCAGCGUAAGUAAUUGUUUUAUGGAAUGGUUCCCUUGCAAUGGCAGCUAAAGUAUGGCCAUAAAUUCUUUAGAUUCCGUGAUCCCUACAGUAAAAAAAAUAAAAAAUAGAGCAGUAAUGGUUUAUUGCAAAUAAUCCUGAAUUUAGACAUCUAGAGCUCUUGCACUGGGGAAGCUUGAGGACUAGAGGGUUUAAAUUAUAUGCUCUGCUAUUUUUUUUUUUUUUUUUGUAUAAUCUCUGGGGACCAUUUGGGUUUCUAGAUAUUCAAAAUAAUCAAACCUUUAAAAUACUAAGAGAAUUAUAAAGCAUCAUUUGAUUCUACAUGCAGCAUGGAGUCCAUCAAUUCUCUACCACUUUUAAGUGUCCCUUAAAUAUGUCUACAAUAGAACGUGAAAUUCCAUAUGAAUAAUUGUACAAUUUAUACAUUUUCCGGAUGUUCAUGUAAAAAUUUUUUUUUUUGUAGAGGUUAUCUUGGUCCAGGUGGAAUUGGAGAUUUUGGCAAGUUUCCAAACUGCACAGGGGGAGCGGCUGGUUAUAUUGACCGUAUGGUCCUUGGCAAGGGACACAUCUAUCAACAUCCAUCUUCCAAUGUGAGUACCAUAUAGGGUUCAUGCCAUGUGGCUUAAAUGGGAUUAAGGGGAUGUGGAACUCCUUAAAUUGGGGGGAAUAAAUAUAUAUAAAGCUGCUGCAGCAAUUUCUUAAUUUUUAAAAUGUCAUCAAUACUUUGUAGUUUCCACUCUAAACAGACAUACUCUCUCUAAACUAUAUAAUUUUUUAAGGUGAUAUAUAAAACAACCAUGCCGUAUGAUCCUGAAGGAAUCCUGGGAACCAUUAAUUCUGUGGUCAUCGCUUUUUUGGGCCUACAGGUAAGUCCCACCUUCCCCCUGCAAACCCAGUACAUUAAAAUCCUAAGAAAGAAGUUACUUGCGCACUAUUCCAAAUCCCUAUGCACAUUAAGAAACAAAACAAAAAAAAAACCUGGAGUUUUUUUCUUUGGCAUCACUCAAUGGCCAUUCAAGUGUAAAAUCACCUGUCAUGUCAAGGCAAAACCGCUUGGAUGAGUCCUACAUUAAUAAUUCACCUUGAUGCAAAAUCUGAGAGAGAGGGGUAUCUUUCUAAACAUCUACACACUAAUUAUCCCUUAAUAGGGAAGACAUGGGGUGGAUGGCAGAACUGUAACACAGGGAACCAUGUGUACCCUAUUAUGGGGUAGAUAAGUGUCUAGAGGUUUAGAAAAAUACUCCUCUGACUGUGUGUUGUGGGGGGUUUUGUUUUUUUUGUUGUUUUUUUUUAGCUAAAAGCAGCAACAUGCAUUGUUAGUGUAGGACUUGCCUAAGAAGUUUUGCCUUGACGUGGCAGGUGAGAUUACACUUUAAUGGCAUUUGGAGUGAUACUGGAAAAACCUCCAGGUAGUUAAAUGCGCAGUCUCAAAUCCCUAUGCACAAGUAACCUUUUCAUUUUCUUUUGUAUGUAUUGGGGCUGAUGUGUACUAUAGUGAUUGCUGCUGCCUAGAGUAGUGGGUGUUUGAGCUCACGGCUUAAUUGUGUAUGUUAAACAAUGUACGUUGCAUUUGAACUAUUCGUUGCAAGUGGGGCAAAUUAAUACCCAUGGCCAUGGUGCCAUUUGACACUGGCAAACGCCCUGAUGCCUGGGCAUUGUCAAUGUCCAAAGAUGGGCUAGCCGUGGCUUCCUUUCCCAGCUGUACAGAUGGUUACAUGGCUUGAAGCACAGGUGUGGGGGUUUGUGUUUGAUCAGGACGCUACAUUAUGACCUUUAUAAAGCAUAAUGCCAUUUAAUUAUAUCACUUGGAUUGUGAACUAGCUUACGAGAUUAUUUUAUUGUGCCUUUCUUUUCAAAAUAUCCAAGAGAUGCCUUUUUUAUUGGGUAAUAAACUGUAGCUAUAAAUUUUAAUCCUUAUUGGCUUUUAUUUUAUUUUUUAUUUUUUUUGUAAUAGGCAGUGAUUUUGUUAGAAGCUGUGUCACCCCAAAAUUGCCUUUCUCAAAUAGUUGACUUUCCUCCUUCCUUUUGAUGAAUCUGCUUACUAAUUUUUUUUUAAUUAAAAUCUUCUUUCCCUUUUCUAUUUUCUCUUUGACGCUACAGCCCUAGCGUCUCUAGCACUGAAGGUGUACCAGUUCAGGCACGCUAUAGUCCGUUGGCUUCUUUUACCUAACCUGCUCCACUAAAUACCAGGACUUCGCUUUGGUAGUGUAUCCACUGUCAAUGCAGGAUAUACUGCACUGGUAUCGGUUACUAUAGGAUUAUCUGACAAUACUCUUAUUGGUAACUACUCUAUAGAGGACAGUGAAUAGCAAUAUCUCAUAGAAGAGACACACCAGCUUCUUCAUGGCAACUCAAAAAACUGUUUAUUUUAGAAAUAUCCUCAAUAGAUAUAUAGAUCACAGCAUACAGUAAAACCUAUUGUACAUAUAUUUAAAUCAGUGGGAAUACAGAACACUAAGGAAAGAAUUGGUUACAAAGUGAUUCAUUACACUAGCUUCAGCCUUUUCUCCCCUGUGCAAGUCCACCCUAAAAACAAAAGGGUAUCUUCAUUGACCAGGCAGCGAUCUAGACCCACUGUCCCUUCAGAGCAAUCUCUGACACACACAGAUGCUGUAGUAGGUAACAUGCAAUUAAAAGUAAAGGCUUGCCUGUUCAAACAUCAGGUGGUCACUUACAGAUCCUAAUUGAACGCUAACCUACAAUAUACAUUGCAAACCGUAUCUCGUAGCAUCCAUUCUCUUAGCCUGACAAAAUACCACGAGGUGGCAUCAAAAUGGCACGGUGAAUCUUGAGGAAACUCCACUGAUUUGUCACGUAGAAUAGUAAAACUUUGGUCUGGUGCCUCACGGGGUUCCCCAGAUGGCUAUUUGUUUAGGUAACCUUGCCCCCAUUAUAGGUGAGCGUUUGGGAAUGUCCGGUGUAAUCUGUGGGUUUGUGCAAACCGUUAUUUGAACUACCUGAAUAGCAAGGUUUCGUUGAUCUGCCUAUUGGGGUUUAUGCAAUUAGAUGAUGUGUUUAUUGUCCGGGUUUCUUACCCAUCUCCUUAUAAAUGCUUUCUAUCAUGAGUUACUGUAUGAUUCUUCAAAUGAUCUGCAAUGUAUUGGAUUGAGAGUGUUGCAAUAAAAUGAAUGUAAUGUGGAUAGUAGCUAGUUCUGAGUAUACAUUUAACUAUGGUGGUGGUAGUUACAUUGGAAACUGUGUCCUGUUUGAUUUUGUCUGGGGAUUCCAGUAGCGGAAUGUUUAGGCUCUGCUUGCUGGCUGCAGUAGUUGGAAGCAGGUCAGGCAGAGCAGUCAAUUCAUGCCUGUAAGGAGGAGACACCGGUAUAAGGGCCUGCGCACAAAGACCUGCUGAGGGAGAUGCAGCAUGACCCUGGUCUCUGUGAGAAAUCCUCUCUGUGGUGGCAUAUCAACAUUCCCGAUGGCAUUCUGUCAGUUCUCAUGCUUGCUACCAAUCUGCUGUCUCCUCCACUGUAAUCCCUACUUUUCCUCACAUAUAGUGGCAGUACUGUAACAGUAGGUUGUAUCUUCUUCAGUGGACAAGAAGUUUCCUCCCACCCCCCAAAUUUAAGUAAAAUAAUUACAGUGGUGGGGGUAGGGGGAGUGGAGAGGGUGCCAUCUACAGUCAUUUUAGUUGAGCUGAAUUUGCCGGUAGAUGGUGGCCAACUGUCAUUCAGUUUCAGAUAUCCGCCAUGUGGUUACAUCUUGCAGGCUAAGAUCCAGAUUACACUAAAGGCAAUUCAAAGACCUUGAUCCAUAUUGUGAACCACAGUUUAAUGAAGAACACCAUGUGGGUCACCCUAACACUGACCUAUUAUUCUCUUAUUAAAAAUAACUGCCUGUAUCCAUCCUGGUAUAACAUGUUUUCUGUCUGUAUAUCACUGCCUCCAGCCUUUUCUAACUGACCUUCUCUCUGUUGCAGGCUGGAAAAAUACUUGUGUUUUACAGAAAUCAGCACAAGCAGGUGGUAGGGCGGUUCUUUGCAUGGAGCAUCCUCCUGGUGAGUAGUGUGUGUGGUGUUUUCUUUAAUCCUCUCCAACACACCACCUUCCCCAUAUAAGUAACUCAAAAUCAGCUAUUCUAUAAAAAAAACAUUACAACAUGCACAGUACAAGAUUAACAUUUGUUUUGUUUGCACCUGCGCACAAUAAAACAAUACAUGGCCAUUACUUUUUUUUUUUUGCUUCUAUAUUUUAACGUAAAUGCUGGGCCGGUAGUAUGAUCUAUCCACGUGUACCAGGGUUAUUUUAAUACCAAACAGCACAGUGAUGUUAAUAUGGUCUACGUGGUCAACAUGGGAGAUUUAGAAACGGUCUUAAUCAUUAGUCUUUAAAAUCCACAUUGUUAGUCAACUUUUCAUAGGAGAUAUUGAUGCAAUCUUUAAGUUUGGAUUCAAAUAUUGUUGAAUGGGUAAGGCAGUGGCUGAGUGACAGGCAACAGAGGGUUGUAGUUAAUGGAAUAUAUUCGAAGCUUGGACUUGUCACCAGUGGGGUACCUCAGGGAUCUGUACUUGGACCCAUUCUCUUUAAUAUUUUUAUUAGUGAUAUUGCAGAAGGUCUUGAUGGUAAGGUAUGUCUUUUUGCUGAUGAUACUAAGAUAUGUAACAGGGUUGAUGUUCCAGGAGGGAUAAGCCAAAUGGCAAAUGAUUUAGGUAAACUAGAAAAAUGGUCAGAAUUGUGGCAACUGACAUUUAAUGUGGAUAAGUGCAAGAUAAUGCAUCUUGGACGUAAAAACCCAAGGGCAGAGUACAGAAUAUUUGAUAGAGUUCUAACCUCAACAUAUGAGGAAAGGGAUUUAGGGGUGAUUAUUUCUGAUGACUUAAAGGUAGGCAGACAAUGUAAUAGAGCAGCAGGAAAUGCUAGCAGAAUGCUUGGUUGUAUAGGGAGAGGUAUUAGCAGUAGAAAGAGGGAAGUGCUCAUGCCAUUGUACAGAACACUGGUGAGACCUCACUUGGAGUAUUGUACACAGUACUGGAGACCGUAUCUUCAGAAGGAUAUUGAUACCUUAGAGAGGGUUCAGAGAAGGGCUACUAAACUGGUUCAUGGAUUGCGGGAUAAAACUUACCAGGAAAGGUUAAAGGAUCUUAACAUGUAUAGCUUGGAGGAAAGACGAGACAGGGGGGAUAUGAUAGAAACAUUUAAAUAUAUAAAGGGAAUCAACACAGUAAAGGAGGAGACUAUAUUUAAAAGAAGGAAAACUACCACAACAAGAGGACAUAGUCUUAAAUUAGAGGGACAAAGGUUUAAAAAUAAUAUCAGGAAGUAUUACUUUACUGAGAGGGUAGUGGAUGCAUGGAAUAGCCUUCCAGCUGAAGUGGUAGAGGUUAACACAGUAAAGGAGUUUAAGCAUGCGUGGGAUAGGCAUAAGGCUAUCCUAACUAUAAGAUAAGACUAGGGACUAAUGAAAGUAUUUAGAAAAUUGGGCAGACUAGAUGAGCCGAAUGGUUCUUAUCUGCCGUCACAUUCUAUGUUUCUCCCACCUUCACCACAUGGCUGUGGUCCAUACUUUUUAAAGAAACACUCAGAGUACCACAGCCACUGUAGCGAUGUAGUGGCUAUGGUGCUAGGAAUGUCCAGGGUGUAAUUACCCGGGUGCUCUCAGACCGUACGCAGAGCUGUGACCCAGAUAAAUUGUCAAACUGUCAUAAAGCGGUAGAACUACUCUCUCUGAGACGGUGCCAGGGCACAUGUGGCACCAUAACUACUACAGCGCUCUGUAGUGGUUAUGGUGCUUUUGUUCCUUUUUGCUCUAUUCUUUCCAUUUUCAAAAGCCUGAGAAGGGGUAUUAAAAUGUUUAAAUACAAAGCCAAUUUAAUUUUUUUUUAUUUUUAUUUUUUUUGUAGGGGGUUGUUUCGGCAGUCUUAACAAAAUGUUCAAAAAACGAAGGUUUUAUUCCAGUCAAUAAAAACCUGUGGUAAGUUCAUCCCACUGUCACUGGAGCCUGUAUGAACCAGCAAAUGAUGCUCACUGUUCCAUAUUAAAAUAAGUUAUGAUUGCCUUUAGUCAUGUGGCCGUGUUUAAAUUUUUUAUUUUUAUUUUUGGUGGGGGAGCCCAGUCAGAAAUGGCUGAUAUGAACAACAUAUUCAUCAAACAAGAAAUGUAACUGAUAACUCUCACUUUAUGGGCACAAUUGUAUAUCAGUUUGUGUGAAGUGUGUCCUUCCGUUUUACAAAAAGUAUAGAUUGCAUUAGAAACUGGCCCUCUUAUAAAUGAACCUUUUUGCACCCCCUGGCUGUCCUAAAGCUGGUCCUAGGAUUUCAUUAGCUUAGUGGAGCUUGCCCAGAGCACCUGCCUAGCAAAGACUUUUCAUUGAGCUGCAUUGAGAGAUCUGUGAUUGGACAGCCACAAAGUCUGGGCAGUGUUAGAAGGGGAGGGCUUGCAAAGGCAACAGACAAGAGCUCUGCAGGUUUGCGCUAUACCUUGAUAAAAAGAUGCAUACACUUUUUUUUUUUUUUUUUUUCAUUGGGUUAUAUCUACUAAUGUAAACUGGGUUGGGCAUGAAGCAGCCAAAAACUAAUCACCGCUCAAACAUCAGAAAUAAGUACAAUUCUAGAUAUUAAUGUUUGGGAACAGCAAUCUGGGUGAGAUUUUAUUUUUAAUUCUAUUUUUCUCCUUCAGGUCUGUUUCCUAUGUAACAACUCUGAGCAGUUUUGCCUUCUUUCUGUUGCUGCUCAUAUAUUUCCUUGUGGAUGUAAAGAAGCUUUGGUCAGGAGCCCCAUUUUAUUAUCCUGGUAAGAAUACUGCCCUCUGCUUAGCUGCUCGGGUCUAGACCAACAAGCCAGCUUUUACAAGAAGUCACCACAGGGGGCACUAGUGGUGUCUGGUAUCCCUUUCAACCAGAUCUCCUCUAAAAUACCAUAAUAUUUUUUUAAUUUCACUUGUUUUAUGGAACCAGUCUUAAGAACUUAUAAUGCUCUAAAAUUAUUUCCAUCCAACAUUUUAUGCUAAAAUAAAAAGCAGUGUUAAAAGGGCCGUAUUUGAAGGUUCUCUUUUGUCGCUUCAUUGAAAAGAUUAGCAAAGCUCCUUCUAGAAGGUUCGGAAACGAGGGCAUCUUUAGCAAUGGAAGUUUAGUUGAUGUCAUGGUCUUCAAACAGGACAGUUACACAACAUCUUUUACCUUUUUAUGUGUACCUCUAUGUUGCCAUAACUUAAUUGGCCUUCUUUACUGUACAAGGUUUUAAAAAUAGGAAAUUAAAUUAAAUGGAACCAGAGUACUCAAGACUUUCAACAUAAAUAAAAUCACUCUGUCAGGGAACAAAAUAAUGCAAACAUAAGACACAUGCACAGCAGUCAACGUAAUCUUUCAAUCCAUUGCUUUUUGUGAAGAGGUAGUGGAUACAAACCCAGUGUCUGCAUAUUUUGCUGACUUUGAUUCAAUAACAGGGUCUAGUUUUACAUACAUUUUAGUCUACAGCCCCUAGUAGUUCAGCCCACCAUAGGGGAUUGUUAUUUAGUCUCCCUUUUUAAGCAUAAUUCUAUAUUUUUAUUUUUUCAUUCAGGAAUGAACUCUAUUCUAGUCUAUGUGGGUCACGAAGUUUUUGAAGAUUACUUUCCGUUUAAGUGGAAAAUGCAGGACAUUUAUUCUCACGGAGAACAUCUGGCCCAAAAUCUGCUGGCUACUUCUAUCUGGGUGCUUAUAGCCUACAUCCUCUACAGAAAAAAGAUAUUUUGGAAGAUAUGACAUCGUCUCAGUGUCAAAAAGGAAGUAACCACUGGAAGUGCCAUUCCCUGCUGGGAGUUUAUUGAUUUUUUUUUUUUUAAAUGGGUUAUAGUGAGACCGAGGAUACAAUUAUUUUGUUUUUCUUUCAGCCCAUAUGUAGCUCAUUGACUCAGUAUUUUAAACGUAAAGGGACUUUUUUUUAAUAUACUUUUUUAAUUUUCUUUAUAUAGAUAUGUGCUAUGAUUGUUCUAAUGUUUAAACUUUUAUGAAUACGUACGAAUAAUGCGAACACUAAAGUUGCAAUAUAUUACUAUCCCCAUAUAUACCAUGGUGUUUUCUUUCAAAAAAAAAAAAAAUGUAAAUGUGCAUUUUAUUAGUUCUGUAUGCAGAAUACAACUAUGCAUUAGAUAUUGUAUAUCAUUUUUAAUAUUUUUUCAAAUUGCCUGUUGAUGUACUAUAUCUUAAAAGUUAUUCCAAAAAAAGUCGUCAUUACAAUGUUUGCACUCGCGUCUCACCAAUUCGCUUAACCUAUAUAUCACAUUUUAUAUACGUUCUUACAGAAAGCACUGAUCCUAAAUAUGUCCUCUCCCACCAGUUGUUUAUCAUGACCUAUGUUAUGAUUUAAAUACUAACAUGUUAUCAUUUUGAUAGGUUUCAACAAAGUAAAACUUCACCAAUGCAGGAAGAUGACGAAGACUAACAAAGUUUAGAGGGUGUAACUUUAAGUUUUUUAGUAAAGGUCAAAUGUUAACUAAAAUAGGUGCCAAUUCGAAACUGGAACGCUUUAUAUUUGACCAAAAUUUUAUAUUUGAUCAAAUUAGUAAUUGUGCAACUGAACGACUUUUUUUCAGUUUUAUCUGUAUUUUGUUUAAUAAACCCUUUAAACUCCAA
Messenger RNA from Pelobates cultripes (western spadefoot toad), 25846 nucleotides. NCBI's taxonomy places the organism in Eukaryota, Metazoa, Chordata, Amphibia, Anura, Pelobatidae. The record is from the annotation of a GenBank genome assembly.